GUGGUGUCAAAUGAAGAAUGGGUUUUGAACUACUCAAGUGCGUGGUCGUGCUGGCAGCUGCGAUUUUAUUGCCACGCAAAGCUGCAUUCAUUGAUCGGGGUUAUUGCCAUUGAUGUGUUUGUUGCUAUUGCGGUGUUAUAUUUUGGUCGAAGACAGAGUAAUAGUUUGUUGAUAAAAUUGCCGGUCGACAACAUCUACUAACACUUAAAAUUGUACAAAGGUAUGUAUGUGAGUGAAUAGUGAAAAGUCUGUGGGUUGACGCCAACAUCAGUGGGAAAGUGUUUUGGUUUUUGUUUCAUUUGCUGUCUCUAUGUAAUAACACAAUGCUUGUCAGUGUAUUCUCGCCGUGCGUUUUCUUAACGGCGCUUGUUGUUCAUAGACUUCUCUCCGCAAUUUGCUUGGCGCUCGGGUUCAUUUAUUCAGUCACUCAACGAAAGUACAAAAUCAUACAUACUUAGGUAUAUGCGUACAUGCAAAGUAGUGUCGAUGACGCUUAGAAAGCCGUAAAUGCAAAAGCGAACGCGGACGCAAACGUUUUCCGACAUUGCCUAACAAGCGUCGCGCUGCCCUCGAAGCGCACACACAAACCGCGGACUGUGAUGAGAAAAUAUCGCACGGGCGUGGGGAGACCAAUUUCGACGACGAGCUUGUUGGUAUUAGUACGCUUCUACUUGUGAGCGGCAGCGUUUGGUGGUUUUGGUUGCGGCUAACGACUGACAACUGAGGGCAGUGCUAGCGUUCCUAGAUAAGCGCGCACAUCGCUUAUAUCGCAUCGCAUCGCAUCUAGCGCGAAUUUGUAGUUGUAACGUGCUGUGACUGCUUUAAUUUGCACCAUACGUUACGGUUUCUGAAAAUCAAAUCGUAUGAAUUUCUCAAUGUAUUCUCAAUUCUCACAAACAAAUGUGUCUACAUACAUAUACAUACAUUUGAACAUCGAAAAGAACAAACCACCGAAAUCUCGUGUGAUCGAAGUGUAGUGAAGGUGACGCAAAUACUCGUACCAGAUGUCUUUGAUCAACCGGCUGCCAACGUCCAACGGUUCAAAAAAUCGGUCGCGCUCAUGAUUUGUUGCUGGAUAAUUACUACACCGAGAAGUCGGUGGUGUGCGCUUAUUAAGUGACUUAGCGGGCUGUGACUUCCCUGUAACCCACAUUUAUCAUUUGCAGAAAGCUUAUAAACAUUUUGAAAUUAAUAUUUUUUUUUUGGUUAUUUAUGUGAAAGUGUAAUUUUGGCUUAGAUUGCUCAGUGGCUUAUAACGGUGUGUUUUCGGUAGCAAACACCGAAACGAAAAAAACAAAUUGAACGCCACAAAAAGUUUUUGAAAAUAUUUAUAUACUUGCUAUGUGUGUAUGACUUCAAAAUCAAGCUAAGAUGGAUAGAACAAUGUAUGGAAAAUUUGAUCCCGGUGCACGGCAGCCUUACCGUACGAUACGAGCGAAAGGAAUACAACCAGGAUACGCACUUCUCGCCGAUCUGCAGAGCAGCGUGCCCGGCAAUCGUCCACCACAGUACAAUACCUCAAAUAUUAACUAUGGCGAUAGCUCAGGCUAUGGCAGUUUGCGUGGUAAAGCAGCGCCGCCACCGGUAGUGCAUCAGGAACACUACAGCGUUACCGAAACAAGAACAGCGCCAUCACCAACGCGAAGUGUUGGCGGCUACAAUGGUUUGGGCAGUAGCAUCGGAGCGUCACCCGUGGGUCAGUCAUAUAAUUAUCAAAAUCAGGGAACACUUGGACGAACAGGUGGCGCUUACAAUGGCUCUCCCGUUCAACAAAACUCAAAAAACCUAUCGGAACUGGAUUCGCUUUUGGAGGAUUUGAGUAAUGCUAGAUAUAAUAGUAAUUAUGAAAAAAAAGAAAACAUAGUGCCAACGAGUUACAACACAAACUCCAAGUAUAAUACCUACAAUUCCAGCGACGAGCGGCCAACAAUUGAUAGUCUCCUUAGUGAAAUGGAUAAUGCCUCAAACUAUGCUGUACCUAACGGUAACCUUACCAAGUCACCGACGCCUGGACGACAUGUUAGCAUUACAGUUCGUGAGACCAAAACUGAGGCACUUGCGCCGGAAGGCCCAGUUGGCAUCGUUGAAAAAGAAAUAGUACAGAAUGACAUUUAUUUGCCAAAUCAAGCGCCGCCAUCGGGAUACGCAUCGUCGGCAACUAAAGAGUUGGAUGAUUUAAUGGCAUCGCUGUCUGAUUUUAAGGUUAAUAACGGUUCGAACCAUCACCACCAGACAGUUACCGAUUACGCUAAGCCGAAUAAGGGCGUGUCACACUUAACGCAAACUAUCACCGAAACAACCACUUCUACCGUUGUAGAAGAUAACGAACCAGAUCAGUUGGAUUCUAUGCUUGGUAGUUUACAAGCCAAUAUGAGUCGUCAAGGAGUCAAUACCGUACAAAAGGGCUGCUGCAAUGCUUGCGAAAAGCCAAUUGUGGGCCAAGUGAUCACAGCCUUAGGCAAGACCUGGCAUCCAGAGCACUUCACAUGCAAUCACUGUAACCAGGAGUUGGGCACACGUAACUUCUUCGAACGCGAUGGCUUCCCAUACUGUGAGCCGGAUUACCACAACUUGUUCAGUCCACGUUGCGCUUACUGCAAUGGCGCUAUUUUAGAUAAAUGUGUAACAGCUUUGGAUAAAACAUGGCAUACGGAGCACUUCUUCUGCGCACAGUGCGGACAGCAAUUUGGUGAGGACGGUUUCCAUGAACGCGACGGCAAACCCUAUUGUCGCAACGAUUACUUUGAAAUGUUCGCGCCCAAGUGCAAUGGUUGCAAUCGUGCUAUUAUGGAAAACUACAUCUCGGCGUUGAACUCGCAAUGGCAUCCUGACUGCUUCGUUUGCCGGGACUGUCGGCGGCCCUUCCAAGGUGGCUCUUUCUUCGAUCACGAAGGUCUACCCUACUGUGAGACACAUUACCAUGCAAAACGUGGCUCCCUUUGCGCCGGUUGCUCUAAACCCAUCACAGGUCGCUGCAUUACUGCCAUGUUCAAGAAGUUCCAUCCGGAACAUUUUGUGUGCGCCUUCUGCUUGAAGCAGCUCAAUAAGGGCACCUUCAAAGAACAAAACGACAAGCCAUAUUGCCACGAAUGCUUCGAAAAGGUUUUCGGAUAAAUAGUUUAACUAAAAUCAUCGACCAAUAGUCAGGACUAUCACAACAGUCGCAUAUGCAUACAUACAUACUAAAUACAUAAAAAUUAUGUAUGCCACUUAUGUUGUUAGUGUUAGACGUUGGAAAACGUGUGUUUAUUUGUUAUUAGAACGAAAACUUUUUAUAAUUUCAAUUUUUUUGCCUUUUCAAAAUUACAUUUUAUUGCCACAUAACUUGAAACGUAAAAUAAUUUUGUGCAAACAUUCAAACUUUAGCAUAUAGUUUAUAAUAUUUAAUUAAUUGUAUAUUUUUUAUUAACCCCAAUUGCUUAAAGUAACCAAUGUUUAAAUGUUAUGCCGACCAAUCCGUUAUAUUUUUAGACAAUUUUUUUCUACCGCCAUUUCUUCGUUCUUUAUGUAAACAAAAAUUCGUAAGUUGCGGGUAACAUUUUUUAUAAUUUACUGUUAUUAGGUGUACAAAUUACAUUUGUCUGUAUGUAACUCGGCACGAGUCUUAUAAAACUCAAAACUUUGUUGAUAAUAUGCAAUAAAAGUAAUCGUUUAUUAUUCGAGGUUGCAUUGAAAUAAAAUUCGUCUAUAUUCCAACAGUUAAAAGUGCCGAAAAAUUGUAAGAGAUUGUUACCGUAUAUAAUGAGUCAUGAACAAUUAUUUACGAUUAAAGUUUAUUGGUGAAACGAAUAAAUCGAAUUGAAUAAAUUUUUAACAAAACAAACUA
Molecule: messenger RNA, 3826 nt
Organism: Bactrocera oleae (olive fruit fly)
Lineage: Eukaryota; Metazoa; Arthropoda; Insecta; Diptera; Tephritidae
Source: RefSeq, a predicted model, not a curated record